GGGAGUUCAUGUGUAGGGUGAGGAACAGAAAGUGAGGUCAGCUGGACCAGACAUUUUAGGGUUUAAAAGCUAAAGGGGUCUUCCUUUCCAACCUGGUCCUGGGCAGGAUGGCUCCUGCAAAGAAAGGUGGAGAGAAAAAGAAGGGACGCUCUGCCAUCAAUGAGGUGGUGACCAAAGAAUACACCAUCAACAUUUACAAGCGGAUUCAUGGAGUAGGCUUCAAAAGGCAAGCUCCUUGUGCUCUCAAGGAAAUCCGCAAAUUUGCCAUGAAAGAAAUGGGAACUCCAGAUGUACACAUCGACAGCAGACUCAACAAAGCUGUUUGGGCCAAAGGAAUAAGGAAUGUUCCGUACCGUAUCCGAGUAUGUUUGUCCAGGAAAUGCAAUGAGGAUGAAGAUUCACCAAACAAGCUGUAUACCUUGGUUACUUAUGUGCCUGUCACCACUUUCAAAAGCUUCCAGACAGUCAAUGUGGAUGAAAACUAAAUUGAACUUCGUUUAAAUAAAAUUAUGAAAUGUCAAAUAAAAAACAAAAAAGCUAAAGGGGUUUCUGUUUGAUCCUAGAGGAAAUAAGGAGCCAUUGGAGUGGAUUGAAUAAUACUGAGGGACUUGGUUAAAUCUGGCACUUCUCUGGAGGGAGGGCCUGCAAGGAGAAUGAGACUUGGGGCAAAUAAGUAGCUAUAAAGUAUUCACAAAGCAGUUGCAGA
Molecule: messenger RNA, 706 nt
Organism: Dromiciops gliroides (monito del monte)
Lineage: Eukaryota; Metazoa; Chordata; Mammalia; Microbiotheria; Microbiotheriidae
Product: 60S ribosomal protein L31-like
Exons: 1
Coding region: 108-485 (125 amino acids)
Biological process (GO): cytoplasmic translation
Cellular component (GO): cytosolic large ribosomal subunit; ribosome
Molecular function (GO): structural constituent of ribosome
Source: RefSeq, a predicted model, not a curated record